Molecule: messenger RNA, 4537 nt
Organism: Labeo rohita (rohu)
Lineage: Eukaryota; Metazoa; Chordata; Actinopteri; Cypriniformes; Cyprinidae
Gene: rgs3a
Product: regulator of G protein signaling 3a
Exons: 17
Coding region: 194-2929 (911 amino acids)
Biological process (GO): signal transduction
Cellular component (GO): nucleus; plasma membrane
Molecular function (GO): protein binding
Source: RefSeq, a predicted model, not a curated record
GAGUUUAGAGUCAGCAGCGCCUUGCUCCUAGAGUCUGACAACAUUUUUGCUCACAUAUAUGUUGAAACUGAGUUUCAGGGAAUAACUUCUACACUCUCAACACCUGUCUGAACAUCAGCGUGUGUGUCAGCAGUGAUCAGAAGCUGCUACAGCAAACCAUGCUGCUGUCUCCAACUCUGCUAACUCUGAGAAUAUGCAAUGCUUAACGGUGACCAUUCUACGAGGAAAGAACGGCUUUGGCUUCACCAUCUGCUCUGACUCGCCUGUUCGUAUACAAGCAGUCGAUCCAGGUGGUCCAGCGGAUCAGGCCGGUUUGCAGCAGUUGGACACUGUGUUGCAGUUAAACGGUCAACCUGUCAAACAUUGGAAGUGUGUAGAUCUUGCGCAUGCUAUUAGAAACAGUCUUAGUGAGAUCACAGUGGUAGUUUGGCGUACAGGACCCUCUGUUAAGACCAGCUUUGAGGGGUUGAUCCAUCAUCCUUCAUACAAGCCCGCCAACCAUGACGCUACAGUUUCUCCUUCUAAAGCCAAGCGGGGGGACAAAACGCCACCUCUUCCACCUCUGCCUGCACACCUCCGCACCAGCCGUAGGAUUGUAGUCAACAGCUCAGAGGGAGUGGGUGGUGGAGGGAGUGGAGCAGGAAUCCUCUGGGGAGAACGGAGGACUGGAGUAGAAGGCAAGACUAGCACUCAGACGCUUAGAGGGACACGUGUGAAAGCAUCAAACGGGGACGAUUAUAUCAUCCUGUCACCUAUUAACCCUGGAAGCCAGGUAUUGGGCUCUGACUAUGGAGACAACCACAGAACAUUAGGUGGCCAGAUGUACUCCACACCUCAGGCGUCUGUUCCACAACCUCCGGCUGCUAGUGCCCAGACAGCCCCUGGACUGGCAAGCAGAACAUGUUUUAUGCGCUGCUCUGGCAAAUCUAAAACACAGCACAGCGGAAACUACCAACAGAACUCAAACUUUGCCAACUACCAGAACUGCACCAUUGUGAGGUCACACGUGCCUCAUACCAACUAUGGUACCUAUGUUAAAGUGACACCCAAAAUCCUUAUCUUCCCCAUCUUUGUGCAGCCUGUAGAUCUGUGUAGUCCAAACAGAACACUGAUGAUCUCUGAGGAAAUGAUUUUAUAUGAGAGCAAGCAUUUUUCUAUCAAGGUAACAAUCUUUAUAUACACAGAUCUGAUGUUGGUGACCAGAGAGGAUGAACUGGGACGAUGUAACGUCCUUCAAAACCCGCUGUAUCUCAGACAGCUGCAGCUGCAGUAUGAUCACAGUGAAGAGCUGCGAUUUUACUUGAUCCACAUGACUGAGAAAUGUGAUUGUCUUCUGAGUCUGGAAGCAAAUUCUCUGGAGCAAAAAGCAAGAGUGUGCCAGUGUUUGAGCGAGAACAUCAAAAAACAGCUACAGCUGCACGCGAGACAGACUUUCUGCCCACCUCAGCAGAUGCUCGAACCCAAGCAGGAUGAUCCACGUGACCUCAGGGGCCGGAGAAUGACCUCUGAGGAUGACCAUUCCUUGGGCAACCUGUCUGAUGCGUCAGCCACCACUGCGAGUACCCCUCAGUCCAGGAGUCUCACCCUGCUGGAGGAUCUGUGCACGCCUUUGGAGGAGGACAGACACCUGGUUCCACCAACACCUCCACCCUCUACUGAGGGAGAAGAUGGAAAAAGCACGGAGAGCAGCAUGAACGACUUAUGGAGGGAGGAUGAAGGCAAAGAGAAAGGAGAUGAGGAGAUGGGGAAUACUGAGCCAGUGACCGAGGAGAAAGAAGAAGAGGAGUUCUUGCACGCACACGCAAGAGACUGUGAAGAUGAAAAGCAGCUGCUUGUUGAUGAGGACAAUGCUUCAGAGGCAGUGGACACGAAUGCUCCACCUUCAUCCUCUUCCUCAUCAUUUGUCAUCCCUGAGCUGCGAUUAGAUCGGUCCUUCAGUGCAGAUGCCCUCUCCACCCCUGGCACCGAUGAAGAGUAUGAAGAAGAUGAUGAGGAGGACGAGGAAGAGGAGGAAGACAGCGAUGACAACUACCUGGAACGCAGUGACAGUAAACGGAGGAGCAUGGUAGAGGCCACUUCCUGCGAGAAGCACUCAGGUGGGCUCAGCGUGCAGAACUCCCUGCGAAGACGCACACACAGCGAGGGCAGUCUUCUCCAGGACCCUCGCACAACCUGCUUCACGUCUGACAAUGCCAUCAACUGCAUGGAGGUGGCCGGGACACACAAGGGCGGCUGGACGCUUCCGUCACCCAAAACCCUGAAGAAAGAGCUGACUAAGAAUGGAGGCUCCAUGCACCAGCUGUGUAUGCUGUUCUCCGGAAGAAAACUGAGCGCCGGCUCCGAGUGCAGCUGUGACGUGGGUCCUGACGGGGCCAAGAAGAAGAAAUCCAAAAACCUGGCCAAAGACAUGAAGAACCGACUCGCUUUCCUGAGGAGGAGGAAUGAGUCUCCCGGAAGCACCCCGGUCGGCAAGCUCGACAAAUCCAUGAAGUCUGUCAAGCCCACUCCAGAAGAGGCAAUGAAGUGGGGUGAAUCUUUGGACAAGCUGCUCGUCCACAAAUAUGGACUGGCGGCGUUUCGAGCUUUCCUGCGCACGGAGUUUAGCGAAGAGAAUCUGGAUUUCUGGCUGGCCUGUGAGGAUUACAAGAAGAUUAAAUCACAGUCCAAGAUGGCAUCGAAAGCUAAGAAAAUCUUUGCGGAAUUCAUCGCCAUCCAGUCCUGUAAGGAGGUGAAUUUGGAUUCCUACACCAGGGAACACACUAAAGAGAACUUGCAAAACAUCAAUCGCUCUUGCUUCGACCUGGCCCAGAGGAGGAUAUACGGCCUGAUGGAGAAAGACUCGUACCCUCGAUUUCUGCGCUCAGAACUCUACAUGGACUUAGUGAAUCAAAAGAAACCCAGCACCACGUCGACAUCCUCCUCCUCCUAAGAUGACAGAGAGAGAGAGAGCCAGAAAGAGACUAUAAAAAGUAGCAUUGGGGAGGUUUCUUUCACUUAGCAUUUCAUUCUCAUCAGCCAUUCUAUCUGUUAAUGUGACGAAAAGACAGGGAGUGGAGAAAUGCACAAGGCAUCGUUUACAAGCGGUGAAAGAUAGAGGAAAAGGUAGUGUGAACCGACCUAAUGGAGCUGGACGAGUGGGGCACCACCAUGCUGAAUAAUGCUGGUUAUUCCCAUUUGAAUUUUGUUAUUUAAUAGGUUUUCCAAGUGUACUGGAGACAAUAGAGGAGAUCAUUGCCUCUUUAACACUAAGACAGCUGGGUACUGUUUAGCAUCUUUCUCUUCUUCUACUCGAGCACUGUUGGUGCCACCAACCUCUCUUUGUUCUCCAUUUCAUGAUGACUUUCCUGGACAUUUCAGAAAUGUCUCGUCUCUACGGGGUCAGCUGUCUGGAUGGCACGUAAAAAAACGACGACGAUCAUGCACUUAUUGCUCAACGGUGUUCCUGUGAACCUUCAUCCAUGUCCGUCGACUCCAUAUCACAUGAAGGGGUGCAAAAAAUGCUGGCACAAAACAUAAUUUAAAUCACAAUUCAUAAAUAAGUGUACAAACGUUCUAGAGGAAUGGACCAAACUGCAGCUGAAGACUGGAGCAUUUCGCUCUGAGCUCGAAAUGGACUUGAAAUUGGUCGCUGGUCUCUAAAGACUAUACAAAACAUGCUUAGCUGUGAUAUGUAAAGCCAAUAAGCCAUUCAUUGUAGCUCCACGUUAAGAAUGGAAGAGACAGUAUUCUCAGGACAUUAUGGCACUCAACUAUGAAGCUUCCAGACUUAUUUCACCUUCUGUUUCUACACUUAAAAUGUUAUUUUUCCGGACUUUAGGUUUAAUUGUGCACUCUAUAUUUAAUAGGGCAUAAGGUCAGUUAGGAUCUUUCCCUAUCUUUGUUAAUAAGACGACAUGUUUUACCAAUACACAAAUGUAGUUAUUUAUUUAGAGGUUUCACUGGUUGCUUUGUUCAUUGCACUCAGCCGAAUUUCCCUUUUCCUCUUUGAUCCAGGUCCACAGCUGUCCUGAUGUAAGUGCAAUAUGUUUAUUAUUUUUAUUUGUUGACUUAUCUUAUUGAUAAGUUUACCUUUUUUAUGGAAAAGACAAUGGAUUGAGCUCUGUAUUAAUUUUAUUGUAAGUUGCAGGUAAUGUAAGAAUUACAUUAGUACACAAAUUAUUCUAACUGUGUUUCCCUGGCAGCAGGCCGCCGGGUUAAUGGAUGUAUAUAUGAUUCUUAAGAAAAAAUGAUAAAAAGAUAAAAACACACAAGGUUUUGUGGAUGUACCAUGAAGCGUUGCUGUAUCUAUGUAAAUAUGUGAACCUUAAAGCUAUAAAAUGACAUGUAUUGUUAUAAAUCGGGGCGGAGCAGGUAUGGUCGUCCUCUGCCUUGGACGUACACUGCUUGUAAGUAGUUUUAUGAAAUGUAUUUUAUCAUUUUCACUGUUUACAAUUCCAACGCAUCUCCUAAGAUAGCAAGUGCAGAAGAAAAUAGAGAUUUAAAAAGCCAGUGUCAUUGCAAAACACAAAUAAAACAUUUAGUUGGUAAAAUUAGACAA